Molecule: messenger RNA, 1228 nt
Organism: Leptonychotes weddellii (Weddell seal)
Lineage: Eukaryota; Metazoa; Chordata; Mammalia; Carnivora; Phocidae
Source: RefSeq, a predicted model, not a curated record
AAUAAAUUCUCGCAAUCUCACCCGGCAGUGAUGGUCCUUGUCCUCCAGAACAGGGAUGGAGGAACUAUCCGCCCAGGAAGCAGCAGGAUCACCAGCUGUCCAGUUUCAGUCUUUGGAGAGCCUGUCUGAGGGUCUGUCCCCAGAGCCUCCGUUCGUGCAGGACACCGACAUGGAACAGGAGCUCAGUGGGGCUCCACCUGUUCCCCAGGUGCCUGCUCUUCCCCAUGAGGGAAGCCCAGGAGACCAGGCAGCUACGCUCCUGACAGCCAGGUACCAGGAGUUUGUGACAUUCGAGGAUGUGGCUGUGCACCUUACUCGAGAGGAAUGGGGAUGCCUGGACCCUGUUCAGAGGGAUCUCUACAGAGAAGUGAUGUUAGAGAAUUAUGGGAACGUGGUCUCACUGGGCAUACUUCUCCGCCUUCCUACCACCCGGAUUCAUAGUGUGAAUUCCUGCCCGGCCCUGAGUCAUACCCAGGCAAGUGCUUUCUCUGGAGAAACACUUGCAGUUCUUUCAGCAGGAAUCUCCAAGAGAUGGCCCAAGUAUCGGCUUCCCAUCGAUAUUGCUCGUCCCCGCUCGGAAACUCCUUUUCCACGAUUGUAAGAUAUUACACUUGAUUGAUGCUCUCAGGAUGCCACCACUGUGUAAAAUUGCAGCUCCUCAGAUGACCUUUGUUAAAUUUCGGAAGGGCCAAGGAGGCCCUCCGUUGCAGCCGGAUGAAUUUUGAACCUGAGUUCUGAGUUCAUUCAUAAGCCACGGUUGGUGGUCAUCUACUUGUGUUCUGAGAAACCACAAAGUUCAACUCCAGCUCCUCAUUAUGAUCUUUUCAUGUUAUUUUAGAAUGUGGAACAUAUGCUGUGCACCUCUCUUUUCUCUAGUGAAUAUGACCAGCCCCUUCUGUUGUCUGACUUUUCUGUGACCCCUGGGCUUUCCUCAUGUUUAACACUCUAGUCUUCUCCUUUAAGUCCGCAUGGCCCCCUCCAAGGCCCUGACUUUGUCCCCUUUAUUCUUUGUGGUACUAUACAGAUUGAUGCAUUUAAAUGACUUUUCCUGAUCAAGUGUUCCUUAGCUCUGUCCUUGAUGGAUGGGAAAUGGGAGGGCAAGAGUUGAAUUUCUUUAUUUCAGGGUAUCAAAUUGAAUGUAUAUUUAACAACUUUGUAAACUGUAAAGUGAUGUAAUUGUAAACUGCUGUUAAUUUUAUCUAAUAAUUACAUAAUUUCCAACAGUUAA